UCCAAUGAUUCGCGAUGCAGUGGUUCUGGUACUGGGCCUCAUCAUAGGCGUCCAGCUGACGGAGUACUGGAACUACAGCUAUUUGCAAUCGACGAUUUUGGAAAGGAAAAAUACGAAAGCAGGCAGUCCAGCUGUAGGACUCUUCAAUCGCACACGUGUUCUAUGUAUGGUUUUAACAGAUCCCUUGGACUACGGUAAAGAGGAGGCCAAGGUGAAAUCUACAUGGGGCAGGAGAUGCAAUAAGCUUAUUUUUUGGAGGAACAAACAAGAAAAUAACACCUUUGCCACCGUUCGACAGGGAUUUAAGCAUAUAUUUGAAAAACACUUUAACGGACACGAUUGGUUUCUUCGGGCAGAUACAGAUACCUUUGUGAUAAUGGAGAACUUACAACGCUUUCUCUACCGCUACGAUCCAGAAUCUUCAAUAUACUUUGGCCACCGUUUAAAAGCGGACUUUGCCCAAGGAUAUAUGUCUGGUGAAGCUGGAUAUGUCCUUAGCAGAGGAGCUCUACGGCGCCUGAAUCUAUUCGCCUUUAAGAACUCCAAUUUAUGCAGCCAUAACUUGAAUUCUUCCCUGAAAUCGGAGGAUUGGGGGAUAGGUCUCUGUCUGAAUAAUGUAGGAGUGAUUGCAGGAGAGUCCCGCGAUGGCCUCGGGCAGGAACGCUUUCUCCCAGUAAUGCCGCAACGGAUUGGACCGGGAUGGACUAAAUGGAGACAGUACUCGGGAUCGCUGUACUUUAACCCAACUUCCCGCGCCUGCUGCUCCAGUUCCUUGAUCUCCUUCCACCCGGCCAAUGAGAGUGCCUUUGACCUCUGGGAGUUCUUCCUGCACCGCCUAAGUGUUUUUGGCUAUCCGAUGAGCCCGCUGAAGCUGCCGCCCCGCCUGGACUUCCGGGCCAUGCAUGCCCAGCUGCGAUAUUGGUCCCAGGUCGUGUCCGAUAACCACGGCUGACUUGUCUUAAUGUAAUUGCUACACCUUGAUAAAUAAACCAGGAGCCGGCACACGAUGAA
Messenger RNA from Drosophila subpulchrella, 1011 nucleotides. RefSeq names its product glycoprotein-N-acetylgalactosamine 3-beta-galactosyltransferase 1-like. Gene Ontology annotation, molecular function: N-acetylgalactosaminide beta-1,3-galactosyltransferase activity. Bases 5 to 952 code for a protein of 315 amino acids. Gene Ontology annotation, cellular component: membrane. The record is from RefSeq and is a predicted model, not a curated record. The transcript has 3 exons. NCBI's taxonomy places the organism in Eukaryota, Metazoa, Arthropoda, Insecta, Diptera, Drosophilidae.